This is a messenger RNA of Nelumbo nucifera (sacred lotus), 2125 nucleotides long. RefSeq names its product protein ROOT INITIATION DEFECTIVE 3. The record is from RefSeq and is a predicted model, not a curated record. Gene Ontology annotation, molecular function: protein binding. Gene Ontology annotation, cellular component: rixosome complex; nuclear pre-replicative complex. NCBI's taxonomy places the organism in Eukaryota, Viridiplantae, Streptophyta, Magnoliopsida, Proteales, Nelumbonaceae. Gene Ontology annotation, biological process: DNA-templated DNA replication; rRNA processing.
ACUUCAGUUUCGCACUUUCGCUCGUAUAGUCGUAGACGGAAGAGUAGAAACAGAAACCUCCUCUUUCUUCUUCUUCUUCCUCUCCUCCUUCUCGUCGGCGUCGUUCACGGACCGCCAUUAUCCUAUCACAAAAGACACCUCUCACCAACGGAAUCCACAAGGUUUCUUCUCCUAUUUUCGGUUAUUUCUCACCGUUUUCUGGGACUUUACUUACUGUCCAUCAUCCACACCAGUUUCGUUAGCAUUUCGGCCCCCUAAAACCAGUCACAGGAGCUCUGUCUUGUUCGCCGGAUGAGCAGAACCAUCGACGGUAGCUAUUGCCCGAACUGCUCUAUCCUUAUCUCGUCUUAGAGCAAGAUCCAUACCCGGAAGAUCUCCCUCCCCAGUUCUUCUGUUGCAAGUCGACAUCAUCACUGUCGUUUGAGAAGAUACUCCGAAACCAAGAAGCUCGUGUCCCCUGUUACAGCGGUGGUUUCCGGCCAAAACCCAACCAGAAGACUUCAGUUUUUGCUCGUAUAUAGUCGUAGACGAGAGCAACAGAAACAAAAGAGGAGGAUUUGGUCUCCUGCGAGGCUGCGAUUUGUAAAACAGGCAUCGUCACAUUUAAGGAGGUGGGUUUCUACUAAUUUGUUUUAUUAGUCAGUAUUAAAAAUGGAGGUGGUGAUAGCGUCGUCUCCCGUUGAUGCUGGGAUUGGUUGCUGGGACUUGCAUUCGGGCGCAGAACAACUGCGUUACCGAUCAUGCACUUCUACUCCUCACGGCUUAGCUUGCGUUGGCCAACGCUUUCUUGUCUCUUCCCAGCUUCGAGACUCCUCUUCGUCAUCGGGCACCAUUCUUUACUGGUCCUGGAACAAGCCUCAAGUUGAAGUUAAAAGUUUUCCUGCUGAGCCAAUCCACCCACUUAUUUCCAAUAGUGAUGGGACAUAUAUCAUUGGAGGAGGUUCAUCCGGGGCCAUUUACUUUUGGGAGGUUGCAAGUGGCAGACUACUUAAGAGGUGGCAUGCUCAUUACAGGGCUGCUACUUGCUUAUUUUUGUCCGAUGAUGAAUCCCUUUUGGUUUCUGGGGCAGAGGAUGGGUGUAUUAGAGUGUGGUCCCUUUUCAUGGUUUUUGAUGAUAUCGGAAUGGAAAUGGCAAAACAUCCAUAUGAAUAUAGUUUCUCUGAGCACACUCUGCGUGUGACUGAUGUGGUUUCUGGUUAUGGAGGAUGCAAUGCAAUUAUUGUAUCUGCUUCUGAGGAUCGAACGUGUAAGGUUUGGAGCCUAUCUAGGGGGAAAUUAUUGAGAUCGAUUGAUUUCCCUUCUAUAAUUGAUGCAGUUGCACUAGACCCUGGUGAACAUGUAUUCUACGCUGGUGCUAGGGAUGGGAAGAUAUAUAUUGCUGCUCUUAAUGCUGAAAGCACUCCCAGCAACAUUUAUGGAAAACAUAUCAUUGGCUCAUUAUCUGAUAACAGUAAGGGUGUUACUUGCUUAGCGUUCAGCAUGGAUGGAAUCCUAUUAGUUUCUGGAUCAGAGGAUGGCACAAUUCGAGUUUGGGAUGCUAAAACCCGUAACAUUGUUCGAAUUUUUAGACUUGCCAAAGGUCCCAUCAACAAUGUUCUUGUUGUUAGACGACCCCUCUACUCUAAUUUUCAGACAUCAGCAAAUUCACAUGCUUCCUUAUCUAGAAGGCAUGUUCCACUGUUGCCACCACCACUGAGUAAAUAUGUAAACUCGACAGAUGAAAUUGUUGAUUCAGGGGCUAUUACUGUACCUCAGACACCCAGCAGUGACAUAAUGGAUGCUCCAUAUCUCAGUUCUCAUGUGCUGACGAAGCAAAUCAGUGAACUUCAGCAACAGAGUUCUGCUGCCACUGGAAUGGAGGUGGAUAGAUUGAAGCUUGACUGCAAAAGAUCAUUGGAAAUGGUACAAAAAUGGAAGGAAAUGUUUGCAGACCUUCAUAAAUUUUGUGUAGAUGAGCUUUUGGGCAAUGAUCAAACACAAACACAAUGAAAAUCUCCCUUGUACAACUGGCCACUAGAAGUUGAGGUUUCAACUAAGUUUUAUAGGUUCGAUAAAUGAAUGCUUUUUCUUACUUGAGAAUUGCUUAUUUAAGGCGUUAUGAAAAUCAUUUAUAACUUUUAUGGUU